Messenger RNA from Macrobrachium nipponense, 3833 nucleotides. RefSeq names its product verrucotoxin subunit beta-like. The transcript has 3 exons. The coding region runs from base 385 to 1521 and encodes 378 amino acids. The record is from RefSeq and is a predicted model, not a curated record. NCBI's taxonomy places the organism in Eukaryota, Metazoa, Arthropoda, Malacostraca, Decapoda, Palaemonidae.
UGUAGCCAUCGUGCCUUAAAAAAAGAAAAAGAAAAAAAGAAUACAUUGCUUUCUAAGACGAUACGUUCUCGCUUAUCAUCAUGUAUUAUUUAGCAUAAUUCGAGAAGGCGCUUUCAGAGUCACUCUCACCAGCCGACUGAAAGGACCUGAAGCAAAAUUAAGAAGUGACUGUCCGUUCGAAUUUGCAUCAGUGGAAAUGGCGCUCUUUCUUCUAAACUGGCGCUUUCAGAGUCCCUCUCACCAGCCGACUGAAAGACCUGGAGCAAUAUUAAAGAGUGACUGUCCGUUCGAAUUUGCAUCAGUGGAAAUGGCGCUCUUUCUUCUAAACUGGUGAUGACAGUACCACUUAGAUAACACUGUUCACAGAAGCAAGUAAUUGCCCAGAUGGCGAAUGGACUUAGUGAAGAACCUCUUUCCAUCCCAUCUCUUGGGAGGCCUUUUGACUUAGGUACGCUGUAUGACUGUAGAUCUGACAAAGUUUUACAGGGGAUUACAUUGUGGGACCAAAAAACUCUGGAUAGAAAAAAGAUACAAAAACAUGAAUCAGCUGACUUUGAAAUCAUCACAUCUGAUACCUUUGAAGACAAGUCUUCUGCACUGGAUAUCAACAGUGGCUUAAAACUUAGCUUUCUUGGAGGGAUGCUGGAUGUAUCUGGAUCUGGGAAAUACCUUAACGACAGAAAAUGCUCAAAUCACGUGGAAAGAGUAACCUUGAAAUACAAAUGCACAACUAAAACUGAAAAAAUGACAAUGGAGCAGUUAGGGAAGGGAAAAAUUGAGCACCGAAAAGUUUUUUAUUAUUGUACUGCCACGGAUGUUGUAACAGGAAUUACAUAUGGAGGUAAUGCUUUCUUUGUUUUAGAGAAGGAGUUAUAUGCAAAUUCGUUCAACAAGAAUGUUAGAGGAAAUCUUCAUGGUAUGGUCAAGUCCAUUCCAGACUUAAAGAUUAAUGGGGAAGGAAAGUUAGAUCUAAGUGAAGAUGAGAAAAAGGAAAUCCGGAAAUUUAGCUGCAGGUAUUUUGGAGAUUUUUUACCUCGAGAAACCCCUUCAACUUUUGAAGAAGAUGUCCGUCUCUACAAAGAGAUGCCAAAUGUCAUUGGGCAAAAGGGAGAAAAUGCUGUCCCAGUUAUUGUACAUUUAUACCCACUUGCCAAACUAGACAGUAAGGCUUGUAAACUCGUCAGAGAGAUCAGUGUUGUUCUUGUUAAGGACACAGAAAAUUAUUUGGAGGAUCUGUAUAAACUGGAUGUGAAAUGCAAUGACCUCCUCAGAUCACAAGCGGUUAAUCAUUUUCGUGGAAUUGAAGCAGAAAUUCAGAAAUUUAAAUAUUUAUUGGCUACUCACAAACUUAUAUUUCAGAGAAAGUUGGCACAAAUUCUUCCAAACAUCAGAGGUGGAAAUAAAGAGGAGAGUGAAUUACCAAUGAUCUUGGAAAAAAAAAAAUAUUUUUCUCCAUUUCGGACUGAAGCCCUCAACAGCUGGGUGGAAACAAAAGAAAGCCAAGUAGAAAUUAUUUUGUAAUACACAUCCUACUUUCCUCAGAUUAAGUUUGCUUCGAAGACAGAUUUAAAGUCAUUCACAAGUUCUAUGCUUUUCAAUUUUGAUCCCUAAAUCUGAUUCACUUUUGAUAAACAUGCCAAAAUACUUCAAAGAAAAGGACCUUACCAGUGAUUUGGACUUCACAGAUGAAAACGCUAAAUUCCCACUUAAGAUGACAGAAAAUGAAAGUUCCAUGGUUCAGAGAUUUCCUUGAUAACAAUAAAGAGAACAACGAUUUUUGUUUCUUGUUGCAGAGGACGUUUCUGAUUCAAAUGAAUUACAGGCAAAAAUAAGGUACUAUAAUAAUGGUGAACUCCUUAAUGGAGGCUUGGCAAUACCUUCAGCCCCAAGAAAAAUGUGUUGACAAUAGUGAAACUACUCAUGAGAGCAUUUUGCUUCAGUGGGAAAAACCCCUUUAUGAUGCAUCAAACAUCGACCAGUACAAGAUUGUCUGUGAAGACACUACUGCAAAUAAUCUAUCUAUUAUUCAGCAUGCAGAUUCUAAUGUUACAAGUCAUUGCUUUCAGGGGCUCAGUCCUGGCUGUGAGUACAGCGUUAGCAUUGAAAGUGUUUGCCAACUUGGAAUUAGUGUUAAGGGCCAAAUAAGUGGCGCUGUUAAAACAGGGCCAACUAGUCCACCUGGGAAACCCAAGCCCAUGAUAUCAUAUUCAAGAAUGGAGAUUGAAUGUUCAAAGCCGCUUCACAUUGGUUCUCAGUGUACAAAAAUCAAGUAUUUAGUUAUGCAACAAGAAGAAGGGUCUGACUGGCAAGUUGCAAGUUUUAUUCCAUUUGGAAACCAAUCAGUUAGAAUAAAUGUAAAGACCAAUCGUACCUAUAGAUUCAAAGUUUAUUGUGAGUGUGAACAUGGUGACAAGAGUCUUGACAGCGAAGCGAGUGAUGAUUUUCUGACAAAAAAAGCGCUUAAAGCAUUGCUUUAUAACUAUCUAUUUAAACUGGAAGAGGAAAAAAAGGUCAUCAUGUUUGUUGGUCCUACUGGAUCAGGUAAUACCACUUUAAUCAAUGGAAUAAUUAACUACAUAUUUGCUGUUGAAUGGGAUGAAAACCUUUGUUUCAAACUGAUUAAAGAUCCAGAAAAUCCCAUUAUGCAAAAAGCCAAACUAAUCAAAUAUCUUCGUACAUAAUACAUUAUCAAGAAGGUUUUAGUUUACUUUAUACUUUAUCAAUUGUUGAUACACCAGCUGUUGAUGUUUAAGACAUAAAAAGAGAUAAGAAACCUUCAGAACAAAUAUGGACAAUUUUCUCAACAAGGAGCGAUUGACAAAGCUGAUGUAAUUGUUUUCGUUGUUCAGUCUUCUCUUGCGCGACUCACUCCAACACAGAUAUCGUUUUUUUUUUUUUUUUUUUUUUUUUAUCAAAUAUUGUCUAUGUUUGGUAAGGAUAUUGCUAAUAAUAUAUUCCUUUUAUUUACCUAUGCUGGUUGUCAAGAACCUCAAGUCCUUAGUGUCACAGAGAAGCAGAUAUCCAAUACAAAAAAUUCUUCCAGUUCAUUAAUUCUGCUUUAUAUGCAAGUAGCACAAGAAUAAGGACGCAAAAACAAGAUUAUAACAGCAACUUUAAUGCCAUGUUUUGGGAAAUAGGAGACAAAAAGUUUUAUGAAGUUUUUGACGUUCUGAGACUGACAGAAAGUAAGAACCUAACUCUAACUAGAGAAGUUCUUCAGAAACACUAUCGAAAAGAAGUUUCAACAACUCGCCUUCACAAUGGACUGUAUAAAUUAGAGCGACUAACGAAGGAAUUUGAGUUUCUGAAAUCACAUAAGGCUGAAUUGAUAGGAACGAGAACUUCAAGUAUACAUAGUUACAGAAGAGACCUUUGUGAAAGAGCCAAUUCCAGCAAUACAGUUUAUAACAAACUGUCCAUUAUACCGCCGCACUUACCAUGAAAACUGCCAAAUACAGGAUGGUCAAAAACAGGGAUGUUGGUCGAUGACAGGUAGGAAUUUCCGUAUUUGCCCUGGUCAUUGGAAAAUUCAUAAAAAAGCCGUUUCAAAUGCAUCUGUAAGCGGGUUGAAAUAACAAAAACGGCAAGUGAUCUGAGGGGUCGAUGUGAAAAGGCAAAGGAAAAGAAGCUCUUCGCUGAACAACGUAUAAAAGAGGUGGAAGCAGAACUUCAGUCAUUUCAAGCAGAAGUUCUGGGUAGGACUGAAACUGUAAGGGAACCGUCAAGAGGCUGAAGGAAAUUAGACUGAAACCAAAUCCCCUCCCCAGAAAGCUCCUAUCUCUAAGAUGUACCUCGACUUGUAAAUAAUUAAGAGAAUAUAGAACUAUUUCAUA